AUGUUUUGCGAUUGCUAUUUACCCGUACUUGGUGGUGGGCUGUUUCCCCUAUUACUAACAUGGAUUUCCUUUCUCUUCUUUACUUUCUUCUGUUUACUUAACUGCUGCGCCAUUGUCAAAUUCACCUUCUACACUGACACACCCGGUCGUAAACGUGAUCGGCAUUAUCAGGUAUGGUUCUCGAAUCGGCGCGCAAAAUGGCGACGGGAGGAGAAGCUGCGCUCGCAAAAGCGGCUAAUCAACCAUGUGGGUGGCGUGGGCGGUGGGGGCGGUAGUGGCGGUGGGCUGGGCAACGGGGGCCUUGGUACCGGCAGUCUGGGCGGCCAAUCGGGCGCCGGGGCGGGCCCGACCGGCGGUGGUGUGAUCGGUAGUAUCGGUUCGGCCGCCAUCUGCUCACCGUCGGCGACGGCCGCCAAGCUGUACCAGUCCGAGUACGACAAUCCGUACGGUGCGGCGGCGGCGGCGGCGGCCGUUGCCUCCGGUCAGCCCACCACCGCCGAUUGCUACAGUAACGCGAUCAGCAAUUCGGCCGCCGCCGUCGGUCUAAUGUCAGCGCAGCCGCCCCGCGACAACUAUCAGUACUUGCUGUCCGAUUCGCUCCAUUCGCUCAGCAUGCCUUACACGUUCCAUCACCGGCUGCCGUGCAGUUCGCCCUCGUCCGUGCAGCCGAUGGAUCUGAACACGCAUUCGGCUGCGUCGGCCGCUGCGGCUGCGGCGGCUGCUGCAUCAGCGGCGGCCUACAGUCAAUCGAUCAACAUGACGGACCUGUCGCAGAUGACGCCGCCGAGUGCGGCGGCUGCGGCGGCUGCCGCUGCGGCUGGAUUGCCGCCGGUUCCGACCCGCCACCUACCCAUCAUCACCAGUGCAAUAGCGAGUGGUGGUAGUGGGGGUGGGGGUGGUGGUGGUGCUAAUGGUUCGGCAGCCGCCGGGGCGGCCAACGAGCUGGAACCGGCGGGUGUGGUGGCGAGUGCUAGUGGUGGAAGCGGCGGUGGAAGUGGAGGAGGUGCCAGCAGUGGAGGAUCAGCUAACAACGGACAGCAGCAGCAGCAGCAGCAACAACAGCAACAGCAGCAACAGCCGCCCCAGCAGAGCGGCGGCCAUUACAUUACGCGGCUAGAAUAAUCUUCAAUCUCGUCGGCGGCAGCUGCAGCGGCCGCA
Molecule: messenger RNA, 1158 nt
Organism: Anopheles stephensi (Asian malaria mosquito)
Lineage: Eukaryota; Metazoa; Arthropoda; Insecta; Diptera; Culicidae
Product: glycine, alanine and asparagine-rich protein-like
Exons: 2
Coding region: 1-1122 (373 amino acids)
Molecular function (GO): DNA binding
Source: RefSeq, a predicted model, not a curated record